GCGGCACAGCGCCGCCCCCCGCCGUGGGACGUUGGUGGCCGCCAUGGAGAGCUCCUCUUCUUGCCUUCCAAGUGCUGGAUGGAAGCAAGGCAAAAUACACUUGCGAAGCUGAACUUCUUGCACUGCAGUUGUAAAGGUAAUUGGUUUUGGUAUUGGCAGCCUUCCAGUUAAAGUGGAUUUGGGUGCCUUGAACACUUGAAAGAUUCUUGACAUUGAGUGUUGUCCAUCCUGACAUUAUUUCAUGGUAUUAAUGCUGUGUCAGUACUCCCUAAUGUUUUUCAACAAGGUAUUUACUGCUAUGAGGAAUUUCUUUUCACCUUCCAGUACCUUCCUGGUAACAAAUGUUAAAACACCGGUACGAAUUUUAUGUGACAUCAAAUGUGCAAAUGCAAUGGAGUUUAAUGACUAUUAAAGUACAGAGGAGGGGAAAAGGAAGAAAAAUCAGUCAUGCUUCAGACUUUAAAAACACAUUUAGUUAGAUUUACCUCUCCAAACAAGGCUGCUUGCUAAUAUGGGAGUAUGUUGUGUAGCUUUUUUUCCAGUGACAAAUGUCAUUAUCUGAUCAUUUGUGGGGUGUGGAGUGAGAACAGGAAAUGCUUAUCUUGUAUCUGUAUGAAAUUAAAAGUUGUCUUCCAAGAAGUUUUUCUCUUUGGUUUAGACUUUAAAACUAGCAAGGGACCUGAGUAGGGUUAGAGGAGCUAAUUGGCAAUGCAGAGACAGUCUCCCGAGAGUUCUUGAUGCCAGACAUAGAAGACAGUAAGCAAUUUACUGUUUUGUAAGUGGCCCUUGGAACUUACUUGUCUUGUAUAUCUCCUUAAUUUGAGUGCUCUAUGGGUUAGAGAAGCUUUGAGUGGUUGAGUCAAAGUACUAUUGCAAGGACUUUUCUAAUUUAGAGUAUGUGUGAUCUGGAGUUUAAAAUAAUUUUGCAGCUAAGUUUCUACUGCACUGUGAUUGAAACACUUAAAUAUGAAUUGUCUGCCAGUUGUCAGUAGCGCUAAAUAUCUUGUUUGGCUGUACUACUGUAUGUGGAAGGAGGGAAGAUGGUCUUUGGUGCAAUAACCAGUGUGUAUGCCAUGAGGUUCCUGACAAGGCUUACCAUUCACAUUUAUUGUUAGCCCUGUGCAAUAUUACACCCUGUUACGUCCUCUCAUCUGUGUGGCUGCCUCAGAGGCAUGUUGUGCUAGAAUAAGAAAUUAAAAAGAUGACUGUGCAUUUUUAAGCCACCCUCAGUCUCAUUUGUUAUCCUUACCUGUUGACUCAUAGGAGGGUCAGCACAGUUGUCUUGUUUGCCUUUGUGUCUUUCUGGGGGGAUGAUAACAGUUCUUCUGUUGUUAUUAUGAAUGGUUAAUUAUUUAAAGAAAUGCAUGUGUGUCUAUUGUAAACAUAGGCAGACCUUAGCAGAAGAUCUCAUGUCUACGGUAUGUGUGCUAAAAUAUCCUAUUUUCUCUCAACAGGUGAGGGAAAGGAAUGCUGUGUGCUCUCCUCUCCAUUAAGGUUCUCCCUGCUUCCCAGUAGUAAUCACAGUGAAGUAAUAAAUUGGGGUGGGAGGAAUCUAUUUGAAAUAACUUUAUGUGCUAUCCUGCAAAGUGAGAUCCACCCAUUGCUGGAGGGUCUGACUCAGAACUUGAGAAACCCCAUGCUUAGUUUGCAAGGGAAGUGGCUAGCUGGAAGUACGAGCAGUUAGACUCUCCAACUUGCGUACACAGAAGAUAAGGUGCCUUGGGUCUUCUAAAAGUGUGACAGAAAGGAAUCACAGAGGGAAGUAUAGAGGUAAAUAAAAAGGUUGCUGUAACCUUUUCUGCAGAGUGAAGGAUUUCAGAAGGAUGGUGUCAGCUGUUAUACUGUGUAGGUGUUACAGUAAUGCCUGCAAUAAGGCAAAAUUGAUAAUUUGUCUCAGACUUGCUCUUUCAUGAUAUCAGAUUGCUCAGGCUUCCUGUGGACUUUUGGGUGUUCAUUUUGAAAUGUUAAUGCUCCUGUAUCUUAUUGGGAAGAUUUUUGGAAUAUUUUUAAGUUGUUCUUCCUUCAUGGGUAAUUCAGAUUAGUUAAUUAAAUGGUACUAAAAGUUUUCUUGGCGGUUGGAUGAGAAGGUAACUAUGUCAGCUAAGAAUGAAUUACGGCAAACUAUGGUAAAGAUGAAUGACCUGUAAGAAUACUCACUCCUUACAAUUUGAAAUUAAUAUUCUUAGUGAAUGCAAUACAGAAUGAAUAUUAAAAUAAUCUGCCUCUGGAUUUGACACAGGGCUAUCCUAAAGAAUUGGGUAUCUUUCCUCUUCAAAUUGUUUCCCUUGACCUGUAACAUUACAAGCACUAUUAAUCACUAUGUAGUUGCUUUAUAAAAGUCGCUUUGAUUAUUCUGAGCUUCCUGCAACUAGCAGGUUUUGGCAGAAUCAGCACCUGCUGAGUGAGUCCUGUUUCAUUAUGAGCCACAUCUACAGGAAUCAGUGUUGCUGGAGGAGGGAGGGUCCAAGAACUGUGUGAGCAAUGGAGUUGGGAGGAAAAUGAGACUGAAGUCUGUUUCCAUUUUGUUUCUUUGUCCAAAACUCUGGAUAUGUGAUACUUUAAAGUGGGUUAACUUUUUUUGAGUUUUGAGCGCACACUUCUACAUUUGAAGUCUGAGAGUCACAGGUAUGUCGUACUUGUGGAAUCAAGUGAUUUGCUCAUGCCUAACUAUUUUAUUGAAUCUGUCAGUAGCUGUUUGAACAAUGGCUUUGAAAAUAAGCAUAAAUCAACAGAGAAGUUGGAUGCGGUUCAGAAGGUGCAGACUGGUCUGCCUGUUGUUGUUCAGUUAAAGUAGUAUUUGUUAAGUCUCAAUUAGAGAAGCCUCAUCAGAGAUCUCGGUGGUCUUUUAUUCGAUCUGAAUAAAAAGCCUUUGCUUUUGCAGUAUCUGUGGGACAGUAAUAUUUUUGUAAUUGCAGCUGUUUAGGUACCACCUUAGUGGUCUGAAAACAUCCUGUGCCAGCAUAUCAAUUUUGAGUUUGUUUCAUCUAUUGAAUUCUGGGUUGUAGCUAUCCUCUGUGAAUCCACAGAAGGCUCUAUUUGAGGCUCUUGAUUCUUCUUUUCUUCAGAUGAUGUUACCUGAACAUCACUGCCUUGUUUGCCACUUGCUAGGAGUUAAUUCAGUACUACUGGCACCUGUUCUCAGGAGAAGAUUUUCAGUUGUGGAAGAUGCUUUCUUAUGCUCCUGGUGUCUUGGGGCCUAUUUAGGUGCCUUCAAGACCAAUUUCAAGCUAUGCUUUGACUUGGUGCUGUUAUGACUGUAGUUGUGGUGUUCUAUCUUGGCAGAGUCUUGAUCUAGGUUAGGAGUAUGAUAAUUCUUGUCUGUUAAGAGUAAUUCUGUAUUUUAUAUGUAAACUUGUUAGGGUUCUCCAAUGGUAUAACAAGAACUAACAAACACCAUAAAUCCUUCCACUGCCCCCCCCAAGACUGUAAUAAGGGGGUCUCUUCUUCAGUUGAAAUGACUGGAGCGCUGCAAAUAACACUAUAUUUGCAUGCUGUCCUUUAGAGCUCCAAAGUCUUUAAUGCAGAGGUGCACUCUUGCUGUGUGCUCACACGAAGCCUGGCACAGCAAGUUCUUGCCAUCUCUUGAGACUCUGGGCGCUACCCGAAUGUCUGUAACAAUGUCUAUGUGAUUUCUGAAUGUAAAUCUGCUUGUGUUCCUUUUCAGCUGCAGAACAGCCCAGCUUAAGCAAGAUCCAGUUUUGAAGCAGGUGGUAGUACCUGGACUCUGCUUAAACUGCUUUCUUCCAUUGAAUUCAAACACACAAACAAGGUUUCCUCUGAUACUUGGGCGAGAGAUGGCAGUCUACAGAGAGAUGCAGCCUGUGACGAAGAGAAGCAGAGAAACUUUUGGAUAGCUUAACAACAUAAACACACAAAAGCAUGUUCAUUUUCUCCUAAAGUAAUUGAUUGCACCUUUAUGUUCUGCCAUGCAGAGAUGGUCAGCAGUCAGCCUCUUCCCAUAGCAGACAGUGGGAAAAGGAAAAAGAAAAAAAGAACCAGAGCCACAGAUCAUGUCCCUGGGAAGUUUGAAGACUUGUACAAGCUGACUGCUGAGCUUCUUGGUGAGGGAGCAUAUGCCAAAGUUCAGGGUGCUGUCAGCCUCCAAACUGGGAAAGAAUAUGCAGUAAAAAUCAUUGAAAAAAAUGCUGGGCAUAGUCGGAGUCGGGUUUUUCGUGAAAUAGAAACGCUGUACCAAUGUCAAGGUAACAAGAACAUUUUGGAGUUAAUAGAAUUUUUUGAAGAUGACACAAGAUACUACCUUGUCUUUGAGAAGCUGCGAGGAGGUUCCAUCCUGGCCCAUAUACAAAAGCGGAAGCACUUCAAUGAACGAGAAGCUAGCAAAGUGGUGAGAGAUAUUGCCUCCGCUCUGGAUUUUCUUCAUACAAAAGGUAUUGCUCACAGGGACCUGAAGCCUGAAAACAUCCUAUGCGAAUCUCCAGAAAAGGUAUCACCAGUAAAAAUAUGUGACUUUGAUCUUGGUAGUGGGGUGAAGCUGAACAGUGCAUGUACUCCAAUAACUACUCCCGAAUUAACAACGCCGUGUGGGUCUGCAGAAUACAUGGCACCUGAAGUGGUUGAAGUCUUCACGGAGGAGGCCACGUUCUAUGAUAAGCGGUGUGAUCUUUGGAGCCUGGGAGUGAUUCUGUACAUCAUGCUCAGUGGUUACCCCCCUUUUGUGGGCAACUGUGGCACAGACUGUGGCUGGGACAGAGGAGAAGUCUGCAGAGUUUGCCAGAACAAGCUUUUUGAGAGCAUUCAGGAAGGCAAGUAUGAAUUUCCUGACAAGGACUGGUCGCAUAUAUCCUCUGAGGCCAAAGAUCUCAUCUCAAAGUUACUGGUUCGUGAUGCCAAAGAACGACUUAGUGCUGCUCAAGUUUUGCAACAUUCAUGGGUUCAAGGACAGGCUCCUGAAAGGGGAUUACCAACCCCUCAAGUUCUGCAAAGGAACAGUAGCACAAAAGACCUGACGCUUUUUGCUGCUGAGGCUAUAGCCCUUAACCGCCAGUUGUCUCAGCAUGAGAACGAACUCAGCGCAGAGCAGGAGAACGUUGCCCAUGCCGUGUGCUCCAUGAAGCUUUCUCCUCCAUCCAAGUCCCGCCUCGCCAAGCGCAGAGCAAUGACGCACGCCACCAAAAACAGUGACUUUCAGCCAGUUCCCCAUAAAGCCUUUUAAACUUCUUCCCUGCUAUGGAUUGGCAAGAUCAGCCUGUGUUCUUACUUGGAUUUUCAGUGCUGAUAAAGGCUUCUCUGCUUCUGACACUUUGAUUAGAAGCUUGCUCUUGUGAUGUGACUUGUAACUUUAAGGGGACAGCUUUAUAUGGGAAUGUUUUUUGCCUGUCAGAUUUGGUGCAUUAAGAUAAUUUAACUGAUCUUUUUAAAGCAGAGAAGAUGGGUUUGCUGCUGUAUUAUCUGAGGUGAUAAAUCAUAAGCUUUCCUUAUUUUCUUCUUAGAAGAGCAUGCUUUAAAAUGCGAACUUGAAAACAUCAGAAAAAACCCCCACUUUCUUGCUGUGCCUGGCAGAGCAUGAAGUCUCUCCCUGCCUAUGGUUGCUCUCCUCGAUGGUACAUCUUGAGGUGCUGCUUCUGGUGUCAGCAGCAGGGACUGUUUUUCAACCAGCAGUGCCCUUCUCUCUCUCUCUGUAGACUCAGGAAACGAAGAUGAUGAUCGAGCAGAUCUCUGUCUCCAUUACCUUCAUUGGGCUUAAAUUGUACGAGGAUGUAAAGAUGCAAAGAUCGCUCAGGCUUGUAGAGAUGAAGAGGACAGGGUUUCUUUUUUUUUUUUUUUUAAAACCCUGUUGAUAGUUUGUAUGUCAGCAUGUGGGAUGAAAGCUGGGGGGGUGUUAUUUCUUUAUCUGACAUAUUUUUGUUUUUAACUAAAAUGUAUUUCAUACCAUCUCUUUUGGGGGGGGAGGCUUUUUGUGUGUCCCAUAUGUCCCCUUCUCUGGCAGUUACAUUCUUAAGUCUGAUAACCACAGUAUAACAGACUGUUUAUAUAACAGUUUAUAUUUAGUAUCUGUUUUUUUCCAUAUUAAUGCUAUCCUCAGUUUUACCUUCCCUUCUGUAAACUCGUAUUUCUCCAAGUCCUUUUGCGUGUGUUACCUGGAGUUAACGUGAAUGGACAGGCUUCAGUGAAUUUUGGUGUGCGAAUAAUUUGGGAUUAUCAAAUGCAGAGGUACAUCUGUGCAAAAAUGGUGCUGCAGCUGUUGCAUUCUGCCUCCUGCAGUGAUCUCAGGCUGGGAGUCUAGAUUUUUGCUUCCAGGUUUAGUACUGUGGUGCACCAGGGGUCAGGAGUAAUUUGGAAGGGUACUGGCUGAAAAGCUGAGGAUUUUGAGUGACCAAGGUGAGGUGUGAGGUGUCCAUGUAGAAGGACACGAAUGUUGAGCACUUUCUGAAACGUAAGCUGUGAAAAUGGGGCUGCUACGAUGCCUGACAUGACGCACCUUAAACUUGCCAGCCAUUUCUGAAACCCUUUGCCAGGGCAUUGCGUGCAGGGUGGAGAGGGGGAGGAGGAAGCGGUCCCCACGUACCAGCACAAAACCCUCCCAAGCAGAAUGAGAAUAAAGUAGCAGAUCCAACAAGCUCUUGGAAAUUGAAAGGUCAAAGCCGAAUGUCUUUGCAUGGCCUAUUCGGAGCGAUUUUACAUUAUCUUUUAGCAGUGUGCAUACAGCUAUUUUUAUACAACAUGCUGUAUUUUGUGACUAAUAUUAAAGUUAUUUAAAGGUUUUUAUACAUUGUGCCAGUGGAUGGAUUAUGAAAUGUAUUUUGCUUUGUUUUUAUUAAAAUGCUUUAAGUUAUGGAUUUAACAUA
Grus americana (Whooping crane) is the source of this 6806-nucleotide messenger RNA. It is a transcript of the gene MKNK1, whose product is annotated as MAPK interacting serine/threonine kinase 1. The transcript is spliced from 13 exons. The coding region runs from base 3917 to 5173 and encodes 418 amino acids. Gene Ontology annotation, molecular function: calcium-dependent protein serine/threonine kinase activity; calmodulin binding; ATP binding. Gene Ontology annotation, biological process: peptidyl-serine phosphorylation; intracellular signal transduction; protein autophosphorylation. Gene Ontology annotation, cellular component: nucleus; cytoplasm. NCBI's taxonomy places the organism in Eukaryota, Metazoa, Chordata, Aves, Gruiformes, Gruidae. The record is from RefSeq and is a predicted model, not a curated record.